This is a messenger RNA of Olea europaea var. sylvestris, 1629 nucleotides long. RefSeq names its product E3 ubiquitin-protein ligase BAH1. The coding region runs from base 291 to 1271 and encodes 326 amino acids. The record is from RefSeq and is a predicted model, not a curated record. Gene Ontology annotation, molecular function: metal ion binding. Lineage: Eukaryota; Viridiplantae; Streptophyta; Magnoliopsida; Lamiales; Oleaceae. The transcript has 6 exons.
GCUUUUUUGGGGGAAAUUUGAGAUUGUUAAUGCCCAAUUUUCAACCAGUUUCCGUGAACUUCUCUGAAAACAACAUAAAUUUGACUUUUUCUGCCUUUCGCUGUCAUCUGCAUCAGGUGUCAUUUGAGCAGUUAUUUGAGUAGAUAACCCUUACGAGAUAUUCAUAAAGAAAUAUAAAUCAUAUUCACACACAAAAUCUCAGAGGUUUUCACUACUGGUGAAGGAAAAAAAAAAAGGAAGAGAAAAUUGUAACAAGGUGUUGUGUUUAUGACGGGAAGAAAUAUAGAAAUAUGAAGUUUUGCAAGAAAUAUGAAAAGUACAUGCAAGGGCAGGGCCAUAAGAAACUGCCUGGGGUUGGUUUAAAAAAACUCAAGAAAAUCUUGAAAAGAUGCAGGAAACAGGUUCAUUCUCAUGGUGAUGGGAUUCUUCAUGACACCUCCGGCUCCACUUGCCCACGGCAUUGCCCAGUCUGCGAUGGAACCUUUUUCCCUUCACUUUGUAAGGAAAUGUCUGAUGUGGUUGGGUUCUUCAACAAACAUGCCCAGAGAUUGCUUGAGGUGCACCUGGCAUCAGGUUUCCACAAGUGUUUUAUCUGGUUGAAAGGUAAGUCACAUGGGAGUCACGCAGCACUGAUUCAAGAAGGCCGGGACCUGGUAACAUAUGCUCUAAUCAACGCCAUUGCUAUGCGUAAAAUACUGAAGAAAUAUGAUAAGAUUCACUAUUCUAAGCAAGGUCAAGCAUUCAAGUCUCAAGCUCAAAGUAAGCAUAUUGAGAUCCUUCAAUCUCCAUGGCUGUGCGAGCUUAUGGCUUUUCACAUAAACUUGAGAGACACUAAUUCGAAAAUGAAAAAGGCUCCUGCCCUUUUUGAAGGGUGUUCUCUCAUAUUGAAUGAUGGAAAACCAUCUCUCUCUUGUGAGCUCUUUGAUUCAUUCAAGCUUGACAUUGACUUGACUUGUUCUAUAUGCUUGGAUCCAGUAUUUGAUCCGGUAUCUCUUACUUGUGGUCAUAUCUUCUGCUGCAUGUGUGCAUGCAAAGCUGCGUCCGUGACCAUAGUGGAUGGGUUGAAGGCAGCAAAUCCCAAGGAAAAAUGUCCCAUAUGUCGAGAGGCAGGGGUAUAUGAAGGUGCUGUACACUUAGAGGAGCUACACAUUCUAUUGAACCGAAGCUGCCCUGAGUAUUGGAAGGAACGUCGUAAAACUGAAAAAACGGAGAGAAUUCAGGAGGUGAAGGAGCAUUGGGAGUCACAGUGCCGGCUAUUUAUGGGUAUUUGAGCAGAAAAUGCUGUUUCUUAUUUUCUUUUCUUUUUUUUCCCUAUUGAUCUGUGAGUGUAUACUCUAGUGAUUGUUAAAAGGGUUAUGCUACACGUAAAUUAGAGUGUUCAUAACGGUGUCCACGCCCUUCACAUGGAAGGGGACCCACUUCGAAUGAAAUAUAAUUUAUCUAAAGUGGGUCUCUCUCUAUGUAUGGAGCGUGAACACUGUUAUAGACACCGCAUUAUGUACAAGUAAUAUAUCCCUUGUUAAAAUGGUGUUUUCUCAUGGAGUUCUUUGGAUCAUAACUUGUUAUAGCUUGAAAACUAUUUAUCAAGGUUUCUUUAGACCAUACAAAAGCUUUAUUAAUCUUUUCUUA